This is a messenger RNA of Physella acuta, 816 nucleotides long. Its product is annotated as toll-like receptor 4. Gene Ontology annotation, cellular component: extracellular matrix. The record is from RefSeq and is a predicted model, not a curated record. Gene Ontology annotation, molecular function: protein binding. NCBI's taxonomy places the organism in Eukaryota, Metazoa, Mollusca, Gastropoda, Physidae.
AUGUACAACAACGCUUUAACUGAAAUACCUCCGCAUUCGUUAAAUAAGUACUCACGACUUAGAAUAUUGCAUUUGAAUUCAAACAACAUUUCAAAGCUGAAUGAAAGCUCGUUUUCGGGUCUGGAAAACUUGACGUUUCUCCGACUGGACGAUAAUUCCCUAGCGAUGACCCCUGACACGUUUCCCGUGGGUGUCUUCAAGCCUUUGGUGUCCCUCACGGCCUUGAGGUUGAAUAAAAACUUUAACUCGGCGGUAGGAGGGAACAAUUUUAGUUACCCAGAUUUAGCGCUAUCUGACUUGAAAAACUUGAAGGCGCUUUAUAUGGACGGGCUAACGAAUGCGUCGUUCGGAGUGGGAUUCAGUAGGAUGACGUCAUUGGUCAACCUGACCGUAACUGGCUAUCUGGAUGGAUACUGUAAUAUAAUUUGUUUAAGCAACACGACAUUCCAGUACCUGGGACACAUCAAGGUCCUCAACCUCAGCAACUGCCACCUACACGGAAAGCACAUUGACAAGGAUGCCUUCACGCCUUUGGUGAGCCUGGAGAUGCUGGACAUCCACUACAACGAGGACAUUGGAAUCAAACACCUGCAGCAUAUCAUGCACGGGCUGAGGAACAACACGAACCUGUGGUGGCUGGACGUUAGCACCAUCGAGUGGCGCUACUCCACCGGAACUCAAGUCAAUGCCAGUCACGUGACCAACCUCCCCAAGUCCUUGACCACUCUCAAGGUCGCGGGGAACAGCAUUGAGAAGAUAGACAACGACACGUUCGACCAUCUCCCCCCAAACUUAACUCUUCUGGACAUCGGAAAA